Molecule: messenger RNA, 642 nt
Organism: Oncorhynchus nerka (sockeye salmon)
Lineage: Eukaryota; Metazoa; Chordata; Actinopteri; Salmoniformes; Salmonidae
Exons: 1
Source: RefSeq, a predicted model, not a curated record
GGCAGUAGUAGUAGUAGUGAUGGCAGUAGUAGUAGUAGUGAUGAUGGUAGUAGUGAUAGUAGUAGUGAUGAUGGCAGUAGUAGUAGUAGUAGUGAUGAUGGCAGUAGUAGUAGUAGUAGUAGUAGUAGUGAUGAUGGCAGUAGUAGUAAUAGUAGUAGUGAUGAUGGUAGUAGUGAUAGUAGUAAUGAUGAUGGUAGUAGUAGUAGUAGUAGUGAUGAUGGCAGUAGUAGUAGUAGUAGUAGUAGUGAUGAUGGUAGUAGUAGUAGUGAUGAUGGUAGUAGUAAUGAUGAUGAUGGUAGUAGUAGUAGUAGUAGUAGUAGUAGUAGUAGUAGUAGUAGUAGUAGUGAUAAUGGUAGUAGUAGUGAUGAUGGCAGUAGUAGUAGUAGUAGUAGUAGUAGUGAUAAUGGUAGUAGUAGUGAUGAUGGUAGUAGUAGUAGUAGUAGUAGUGAUGAUGGUAGUAGUAGUAGUAGUAGUAGUAGUGAUGAUGGUAGUAGUAGUAGUAAUGAUGAUGGUAGUAGUGAUAGUAGUAAUGAUGAUGGUAGUAGUAGUAGUAGUAGUAAUGAUGAUGGUAGUAGUGAUAGUAGUAAUGAUGAUGGUAGUAGUAGUAGUAGUAGUAGUAGUAGUGAUGAUGGUAGUAGUAGU